Molecule: messenger RNA, 2055 nt
Organism: Anopheles maculipalpis
Lineage: Eukaryota; Metazoa; Arthropoda; Insecta; Diptera; Culicidae
Product: phenoloxidase 8-like
Exons: 6
Coding region: 1-2055 (684 amino acids)
Molecular function (GO): oxidoreductase activity
Source: RefSeq, a predicted model, not a curated record
AUGACUGAUAACAAUACGCUGUUCCGCGGUUUGAUGCAGAAACCGUACGAGCCCACGUUUGUACCGAAGGCCGAUGGUAAGCUCUACUACGAUCUGCCGGAUGCGUACCUAACCGACCAAUACCGACCGUAUGGAGCAACGAUCCAGAAUCGCUUCGGUACGAACGCAGAACAACGUGUACCGUUUCCGAACAUUACACCGCCGAACCUAUCGUUUGCGGACGUUGUAACGCGUCGUGGUGUCUUUUCCGUGUUCAACGGCGCUCAUAGACGUGCUGCUGGCGAACUGAUACAACUGUUCCUCGAUCAACCCGAUCCCACCAGGUUGAGUGCAAUGGCGGCGUACGUGCGCGAUCGUGUUAAUGCGCCCAUGUUUCAGUAUGCGCUCGCGAUCGCACUUAUCCAUCGAGACGAUACGCGGGAUGUGGAGAUACCGAACUUUUUGGAGCUGUUUCCGGACCGUUUCGUUGAUCCGGGUGUCUUUCCGCAGUUGCGCGAGGAAAGCAACCUGUUGGAUCGAGGCACUCGGCGUGCGAUUGAUAUUCCUUCGAACUAUACGGCAUCGGAUCGGAUUGAUGAGCAGCGUGUGGCGUAUUGGAGGGAAGAUAUUGGUGUUAGUUUGCACCAUUGGCACUGGCAUCUGGUGUAUCCGUCGACGGGUCCGGAUCGGGUUGUGCGGAAGGAUCGUCGGGGAGAGCUGUUCUACCAUAUGCAUCAGCAGACGAUUGCACGGUACAACAUUGAACGGUUCGCUAAUGGAUUGCCACGCACACAGUCGUUUAGUCAGCUGCGGGAAAGCAUUCCCGAAGCGUACUUUCCGAAGAUUGUACGAAGCUCCGAUGGGAGAGCUUAUUCGUGUCGCUAUCCCAAUCAGGUGAUGAAGGAUGUGAAUCGAGUCGAGGAUCAAUCUACGGUUCGUUUGGCAGAUAUGGACGUUUCGAUAAAGCGUAUUUUUGAAGCAAUCGAUAACGGGUUUGCACAAGCGACAAAUGGAGAUCGCAUCCCACUCGACAACAAUAAGGGAAUCGACAUUCUAGGCGAUAUGCUGGAGGCGAGCACGAUUUCAGUCAAUUUCAACUAUUAUGGCGAUUACCAUCAGAACGGGCACGUCAUGCUGGGAUACAUACACGAUCCGGAUAAUUCGUACUUGGAAGGUGUCGGUGUGAUGGGCGAUCUGACGACAACCAUGCGCGAUCCUCUGUUCUACCGCUGGCAUCAGCACAUUGACGAAAUAUUCGUACGCCACAAGCAGCGUCUUCCGGCGUACACCAGCUCCGACCUCUCAUUUAACGACAUUACGGUGGAUUCGUUUGAGGUGCAGCUGAACAAAGCGAACGCUCCGAAGAAUGUUUUACUAACCUUUUGGCAACGGUCCCAGUUUGAUCUCGGUACGGGGUUAGAUUUCGUGCCGGAAGGCAAUCUGUUCGUUACGUUCACCCACAUCCAGCAUGCUCCAUUUAGCUAUCGAAUACAGGCCACCAAUGGUAGUGGUACUGCACGGCGUGGCACAGUUCGUUUGUUUCUGGGACCGAAAGUGAACGAACGGGGCCAGACGCUGCCCUUCCGCGAUCAGCGACGUCACAUGGUGGAGCUGGAUAAAUUUACGGUCGAUUUACGCCCUGGACAAAACUCCAUCACAAGACGAUCCGAUCAGUCGAAUCUAACCAUCCCGUAUGAGCGAACGUUUCGUAACAUUGCCGCAUCAAGUCAACCGGGCACGGAAGUGUUCCAGUUUUGUAACUGUGGAUGGCCAUCGCACAUGCUGCUACCGAAGGGUUCGGCAAGCGGUUUGGAGUACGAUUUUUUCGUUAUGAUAUCCAACCACAAUCAGGAUCGUGUGGAGGAAUUCAACGAGAACGAUAAUUGCAACGAUGCACACAUGUUUUGUGGUUUGCGUGAUCGUCGCUACCCAGAUGCCCGGAGCAUGGGCUAUCCGUUCGACCGUUUUACGCCUAGUUCCGUGGGAAGCUUGCAGGACUUUACGCGCCCAUAUAGAAAUAUGGCUGUUACACCGGUUUCGAUUCGAUUUACAAAUACUAUCAUUGCGCGCACCUAA